Molecule: messenger RNA, 513 nt
Organism: Bolinopsis microptera
Lineage: Eukaryota; Metazoa; Ctenophora; Tentaculata; Lobata; Bolinopsidae
Product: nuclear receptor 2C2-associated protein-like
Exons: 3
Coding region: 36-422 (128 amino acids)
Source: RefSeq, a predicted model, not a curated record
CAACACUACUAUAUAACAAAUAAUUUGAGAGCUGAAUGGUGCUAGUCCCCGUGACAGGCUGCAGUGUGAGCACCACGCUACAAAGAAACACUAAAGAGUACGGGAAGAAGUUCCUCUUUGACGGGUGCCCGGAUACAUGCUGGAACAGCGACCAGGGUGACAGCCAGUAUGUUGCUGUUAGGUUCGGGGAGACAGUGCACGUCAGAAGAAUCAGGAUACAGUUUCAGGGCGGUUUCGCAGCUAAAGCUUGUCAGGUCAAAGCAGGAGGUGAAGUUCUGGAUACAGUCUACCCGACAGACAGUAACACUAUCCAAGAGUUUGAAGUGAACGUCAGUGGGCCUGAACUUCAGCUCAUUUUCUCGGGGUUUACUGACUUCUACGGGCGGCUUAUCGUUUACUUGAUGGAGUUUCACGAUACUUGACAUCCGGUCAUUGAAAAUUUGUGCUACGUACUAAUGCUAUGGCACGAGGAAUGUUCCUCUGCGAGCUCGACUCUCUGGGAGCUAGAAAAUU